Messenger RNA from Exaiptasia diaphana, 813 nucleotides. Its product is annotated as THAP domain-containing protein 4. The coding region runs from base 77 to 646 and encodes 189 amino acids. NCBI's taxonomy places the organism in Eukaryota, Metazoa, Cnidaria, Anthozoa, Actiniaria, Aiptasiidae. The record is from RefSeq and is a predicted model, not a curated record. The transcript has 5 exons.
GGCACACACCUCGUCGUUGCAAAUGUGGUUGCUUGUCUGUCGACGUCCAUAGUAGUUCGUUUUGGAAAAGCUGAAUAUGAGUAAGCCUCCCAUUCACUCAGCACUUCUUCCCAUUUCCUGGCUAAUUGGGAAGUGGAAGGGACAUGGCACUGGUGUAUUUCCAACAAUUAAACCUUUUGAGUACAAUGAAGAAAUUCACUUCRACCACUUUGGAAAACCCAUCAUGACUUACAAUACUAAAAGCUGGAGUGUAGAUGCAUCACAAGUUCCCAUGCAUUAUGAAAGUGGUUUUCUAAGGGUAAAUCCCAGCACAUCAGUUGUCGCUUUCAUGGUAUCACACAAUGCUGGUAUGUUUGUUGUCUUAUAUCACAAGUAUUCUGAACAACAGAAUAAAAAGCUUCAUAGUUUCACWGARAUAGAUGAAGGGAACAUUGAYAAGGAUAAAGAMACAUGUGACACAAUUUGCUUAAAGUCACACAGCAUUGGAAGGAUGUCUUUUAGUGCUGCACCAAAAGUAACAAAGAUUGAAAGAGUCUACAAACUCAUUGACAAAGACACAAUGGAGUACAAUAUGUCCAUGGAGACUGACAAAUCACCACACAGCAAUCACCUGAAAAUCACCUACAAGAGGAUUAGUGAUGAUUAAAGACAUGAUUACAAAAAGAUAUAUAUUAGUGUAGCAAGAUGAAGUAAAGUUCAGCUAAAUGCAAUUUUUCAUGAAUAUCCAAUACUUUGUUAACAUAUAUUCAGAAGGAUGUGAACACAUUUUAUAGUAUAUUUGUUAGAAAAUAAUAAUGGAAUAACAUGGUUUAA